AUGGAUAACAAAAAGAAGAAACAUCUGAACGCAGUUUUUGUUGGCCUAAACAAUUCUGGUAGAUCCACUUUCCUCACUCAAUUACUAUGUAGAUGUGGUGGAAUUGAUAAACGAACGAUGAUGAAAUUGGAACGAGAUGCAUUACAACUCGGAAUGACUUCAUUGAAAUAUUCUUGGAUUCUCGAACAAUUAAAUCGAAUGCGGGAACGAAGUAUCAACAUUCAAAUUGAAUUGAAUCGAUUUGCAACAAAGAACUAUUUUGUUUCGAUCAAUGAAGAGCGUUCUACUGAAAGUUUCCUUCGACGAAUAAUUCUUUCUCAAACCGAUUGCGUUGUUCUCAUAAUUUCCGCUCUGGAAAACAAAAAUCAAAUUCAUGAAUAUGUUCAGAUCUGUUCUGCAUUUGGUAUCGAACAAUUGGUCAUCUUAGUUAACAAAAUGGACCAAACUGAACCUUCUUUCUCUCAAAUUCGUUUUGAUGAGCUGAAGGCAUUGUCUAAUCAAAUACCAAUUAUUCCGAUUUCAUCACGAUUCGGUGAUAAUAUUGUGGAAGAAUCAACAAAUAUGCCGUGGUUUCAAGGCUGGUCGAUGAACGAUCAACAAGGGAAAACAUUUCUUGAAAUUCUUGAUGCGAUGACAUGUUUGGAAGAUUUGUCAAAUGAGGCAUUUCGAAUGCUGAUUGAAAAUGUUUAUAAAAUCAGUGGAAUUGGAACGGUUCUUCUGGGAAAAAUUCAAAGUGGAAUGAUUCGAACAAAUAUGAAAAUCCAAAUAAAUCCAUUGAAUUUAAUUGAAGAAAUCAAAUUGAUUGAAGUCAAUGAUGAAACUAUUCAAGAAGCUUAUGCUGGUUCGUAUGUUUCUUUUAGCGUUCGAUCGAUGGACAAGAAACGUAUUCGACGAGGUAUGAUUUGUUCGAAUGUAACAAAUGAUUUAUCUGGGCAAAUUUCAAGUUUUACAGCGAAAAUUUUUUUCUUGAAGGAUUCUUCUUGUAUUAGUGAAGGAAGUCAGCUGAUAGUUUAUUGUCAUACAUCUCGUAUUUCAUGUCAAAUUAUUGAAAUCAAAUCAAAUGAAUGUACUUUGGUUAAAUUAGUACCGUUAGAAGUAACUCAUGUGGAGAAAUUCACUGAUUUUCCAUCAUUAAGUCGAAUCUGGAUUGGUACUUUAACUUUAAGCAGCGCUUGCCUUAAAUCUGUGCGUGUACUGGAUCUUUUAGUGUACAUAUCUGAUAAUUCAGGUAUACUGCUCGCGUCGCUGUUGUUUUAUUCAAACCAUCGGUUACCGGCGUUCAUCAACAUAGGUGCGAAUUUAACUAAUGACGGUUUUUCAUGGUGCCAUCUUUCAUUAAAUUCAAACUCGAAAGUCACGGAAAAUUAG
This is a messenger RNA of Adineta ricciae, 1368 nucleotides long. The record is from the annotation of a GenBank genome assembly. NCBI's taxonomy places the organism in Eukaryota, Metazoa, Rotifera, Eurotatoria, Adinetida, Adinetidae.